UGUAUGCCUUCUGCGUGUUUAUUUUUACAACACACUGUGAAUUGUAGAAAUAUGGUGGGACAGUCAUAUUUCCUUGGCAUUGAAACCUUGCAUAUUCAAGAAAGUCUGUGCUAGGUUUUGCUCAUGGAAAUGUUAUAGUGUUUCACAGUUUACAGACAAUUUCCUUUGAUAAUGUCUGUGAAAGUACAGUGGAGGGCACCACCUGGUCACUCUUUCAACCUGUGUCGUUCAGGGCCCUGCUGGGGAACAGAUGGCAUGUGUACGCCAAGUCCUUUGAGGAGGGCUUGUUAAAGGGACCUUUUGGAAGGUGUGGGCAGGUGUAGGGAAUACAAUCAGGGUGAGUGCUAAAGAAAGACCCAGCAGUGACCGGGAGUUAGUCCUACUCUAAGGAAGGGGCAAGAAAGGCUGACAAGAGCUGUAUCCCUUUCUAGAGGGACCCCGUCUGCCUGCAGUAUCCCUCCAGGGAGACAGAGGGGAAUAUAUAUACCUUCCUCAUUCUCUGCCUGUCCCCUAAACACUGGCUGGUGCCUUCCAUUAUCCAAACCCAGACAGAAGCCGGAGGGCAGGAGAGAAGAGGAAGAGGGUGGAAAAGGAAAAGAUGAUUUCUCUCUGGUACAGAAUCCUGAAAAUGUGAUCUCCCUUAAGAAGAGGACAGUGCUGCUGUGAGUUUGACGAAGUGGACAUCACCUGCAGUCGGUCCAGAGCUGCCCGGUCUUGAAUAUAAUCAUGGCCAAACCUUAUGAAUUUAACUGGCAGAAGGAAGUUCCUUCCUUUUUGCAAGAAGGAGCAGUUUUCGACAGAUACGAAGAGGAAUCCUUUGUGUUUGAACCCAACUGCCUCUUCAAAGUGGAUGAGUUUGGCUUCUUUCUGACAUGGAAAAGUGAAGGCAAGGAAGGACAGGUGCUAGAAUGCUCCCUCAUCAACAGUAUUCGGUCGGGAGCCAUACCAAAGGAUCCCAAAAUCUUGGCUGCUCUUGAAGCUGUUGGAAAAUCAGAAAAUGAUCUGGAAGGGCGGAUAGUUUGUGUCUGCAGUGGCACAGAUCUAGUGAACAUUAGUUUUACCUACAUGGUGGCUGAAAAUCCAGAAGUAACUAAGCAAUGGGUAGAAGGCCUGAGAUCAAUCAUACACAACUUCAGGGCCAACAAUGUCAGUCCAAUGACAUGCCUCAAGAAACACUGGAUGAAAUUGGCAUUUAUGACCAACACAAAUGGUAAAAUUCCAGUUAGAAGUAUUACCAGAACAUUUGCAUCGGGGAAAACAGAAAAGGUGAUCUUUCAAGCACUCAAGGAGUUAGGUCUUCCCAGUGGAAAGAAUGAUGAAAUUGAGCCCGCGGCAUUUUCUUAUGAAAAGUUCUAUGAACUGACACAAAAGAUUUGUCCUCGGACAGAUAUAGAAGAUCUUUUCAAAAAAAUCAAUGGAGACAAAACUGAUUAUUUAACGGUAGACCAAUUAGUGAGCUUUCUAAAUGAACAUCAACGAGAUCCUCGAUUGAAUGAAAUUUUAUUUCCAUUUUAUGAUGCCAAAAGGGCAAUGCAGAUCAUUGAGAUGUAUGAACCUGAUGAAGAUUUGAAGAAAAAAGGCCUUAUAUCAAGUGAUGGGUUUUGCAGAUAUCUGAUGUCAGAUGAAAAUGCCCCAGUCUUCCUAGAUCGUUUAGAACUUUACCAAGAAAUGGACCAUCCUCUGGCUCACUACUUCAUCAGUUCUUCCCAUAACACUUAUCUCACUGGCAGACAGUUUGGCGGGAAGUCUUCGGUAGAAAUGUACAGACAGGUUCUCCUGGCUGGUUGCAGAUGUGUUGAACUUGACUGCUGGGAUGGAAAAGGUGAAGACCAAGAACCAAUAAUAACUCAUGGAAAAGCAAUGUGUACAGAUAUCCUUUUUAAGGAUGUAAUUCAAGCCAUCAAGGAAACUGCAUUUGUCACAUCAGAAUAUCCUGUAAUUCUCUCCUUUGAAAAUCACUGCAGCAAAUAUCAACAGUACAAGAUGUCCAAAUAUUGCGAAGAUCUAUUUGGGGAUCUCCUGUUGAAACAAGCACUUGAAUCACAUCCACUUGAACCAGGCAGGACUUUGCCAUCCCCCAAUGACCUCAAAAGAAAAAUACUCAUAAAAAACAAGCGGCUGAAACCUGAAGUUGAAAAAAAACAGCUGGAAGCUUUGAGAAGCAUGAUGGAAGCUGGAGAAUCUGCCUCCCCAGCAAACAUCUUAGAGGACGAUAAUGAAGAGGAGAUCGAAAGUGCUGACCAAGAGGAGGAAGCUCACCCUGAAUUCAAAUUUGGAAAUGAACUUUCUGCUGAUGACUUGGGUCACAAGGAAGCUGUUGCAAAUAGCGUCAAGAAGGCUUCAGAUGACCUUGAACAUGAAAACAACAAAAAGGGCCUGGUCACUGUAGAAGAUGAGCAGGCGUGGAUGGCAUCUUAUAAAUAUGUAGGUGCUACCACUAAUAUCCAUCCAUAUUUGUCCACAAUGAUCAACUACGCCCAGCCUGUAAAGUUUCAAGGUUUCCAUGUGGCAGAAGAACGCAAUAUUCAUUAUAACAUGUCUUCUUUUAAUGAAUCAGUCGGCCUUGGCUACUUGAAGACACAUGCAAUUGAAUUUGUCAAUUACAACAAACGGCAAAUGAGUCGCAUUUACCCCAAGGGAGGCCGAGUUGAUUCCAGUAAUUACAUGCCUCAGAUUUUCUGGAACGCUGGCUGCCAGAUGGUUUCACUGAACUAUCAAACCCCAGAUUUAGCGAUGCAAUUGAAUCAGGGAAAAUUUGAGUAUAAUGGAUCGUGCGGGUACCUUCUCAAACCAGAUUUCAUGAGGCGGCCUGAUCGAACAUUUGACCCCUUCUCUGAAACUCCUGUUGAUGGCGUUAUUGCAGCCACUUGCUCGGUGCAGGUUAUAUCAGGUCAAUUCUUAUCAGAUAAGAAAAUUGGCACCUAUGUAGAAGUAGAUAUGUAUGGGUUGCCCACUGACACCAUACGUAAGGAAUUCCGAACUCGCAUGGUUAUGAAUAACGGACUCAAUCCAGUUUACAAUGAAGAGUCAUUCGUAUUUCGGAAGGUGAUCCUGCCGGACCUAGCUGUCUUGAGAAUAGCUGUGUAUGAUGAUAACAACAAGCUGAUUGGCCAGAGGAUCCUCCCACUUGAUGGCCUCCAGGCAGGAUAUCGACACAUUUCCCUUCGAAACGAGGGAAAUAAACCAUUAUCACUGCCAACAAUUUUCUGCAAUAUUGUUCUUAAAACAUAUGUGCCUGAUGGGUUUGGAGAUAUUGUGGAUGCUUUAUCAGAUCCAAAGAAAUUUCUCUCAAUUACAGAAAAGAGAGCAGACCAAAUGAGAGCUAUGGGCAUUGAAACUAGUGACAUAGCCGAUGUGCCCAGUGACACUUCCAAAAAUGACAAGAAAGGAAAGGCCAACACCGCCAAAGCAAAUGUGACCCCUCAGAGUAGCUCUGAACUCAGACCAACAACCACGGCUGCCCUGGCCUCUGGUGUGGAAGCCAAGAAAGGUAUUGAACUUAUCCCUCAAGUAAGGAUAGAAGACUUAAAGCAGAUGAAGGCUUACUUGAAGCAUUUAAAGAAACAGCAGAAGGAGCUAAAUUGUUUAAAGAAGAAACAUGCAAAGGAACACAGUACCAUGCAGAAGUUACACUGCACGCAAGUUGACAAAAUUGUGGCACAGUAUGACAAAGAGAAGUCGACUCAUGAGAAAAUCCUAGAGAAGGCAAUGAAGAAGAAGGGGGGAAGUAAUUGUCUCGAAAUGAAAAAAGAAACAGAAAUCAAAAUUCAGACGCUGACAUCAGAUCACAAAUCUAAGGUCAAAGAGAUUGUAGCACAGCACACGAAGGAAUGGUCAGAAAUGAUCAAUACCCACAGUGCUGAGGAGCAAGAAAUCCGAGACCUGCACCUCAGCCAGCAGUGUGAGCUGCUGAAAAAGCUACUCAUCAAUGCCCAUGAGCAGCAAACCCAGCAGCUGAAACUGUCCCAUGACAGGGAAAGCAAAGAAAUGCGAGCACACCAGGCUAAGAUUUCUAUGGAAAAUAGCAAAGCCAUCAGCCAAGAUAAAUCUAUCAAGAAUAAAGCAGAACGGGAAAGGCGAGUCAGGGAGUUAAACAGCAGCAACACUAAAAAGUUUCUGGAAGAAAGAAAAAGACUCGCAAUGAAGCAGUCCAAAGAAAUGGAUCAGUUGAAAAAAGUCCAGCUUGAACAUCUAGAAUUCCUAGAGAAACAGAAUGAGCAGCUUUUGAAAUCCUGUCAUGCAGUGUCCCAAACGCAAGGCGAAGGAGAUGCAGCAGAUGGUGAAAUUGGAAGCCGAGAUGGACCGCAGACCAGCAACAGUAGUAUGAAACUCCAAAAUGCAAACUGAAGCAGCAAACCCACAAAGCAUCAAAAGAUUCACUCACAAACCUCUGAACACAAACUCCAUGGAUGAAAGCUGUUUAUUUUGUUUCCUAUAUGUGUAAACAAGAUGAUAUCUGAAACCAGAGAGACUUGGAAUGUCUGACUGACUUCUAUUUAACAGCUUGAGUAUUGCAUUUCCUUGGCCAAACAAAAGUAGCUACAAAUCCACAAAAAUUUCCUAUUCCAGUAAGGCAGAGUUCAACCAUUGAUAAUACAACUUAAACAUGUUUGCUAUAAAAUACCAUCACAAGUAAAUGAGCUUGGUGUUAACAACUCUCCUUUGUGAUGCCUUAGGACAUGUCUGAACUGCAGCAAAAAAAAACAAAAUCAAAAACAAAAAACAAAAAACAGUGCAUUAGCAAUUUCAUAGCAAGUGCAUGCACUAGGAAAAGAAAACUGUCUACAAAUUUAUUAGCAGAAGUGGUGGUCUGCUAGACAAAUAAUUUUGCAAAAUUUUUCUACAUCUAAGUUACCUCAUCAGUAAGUGCCAUGUCUCUACCAUGCCAUCAGAGGCUAAUUUCCUGUAAAAGUUGUGGAAAUUAUUAGAACAAUAGAAAAAUAGAGCAGUGUAUGUGUGCCAAAACUCAUCAUUACUCAAAGGAGAACUGUGUUAGGCACAUUUAAGAAAGUUUACAUCUGACAUUGCUUUAUAGGAAUUGUUUCUGCAGAUUCCAGAUAUUACAAUUCACACCAUAAAGAUUGUGAAGUGGUUAUUGGCAAACGUUUGUAAAUGUGACCAUGUAUAAAGUAUUUAUACUCUUUAAUUCACACUGUUAGAGAGCAAAAUCAUCUAAGUAUUGCCACAUGACAAGAUUAGUAAACAGGAAUACUAGAACUAUGUUUGCAUGAUACACAAGCACCAAUAAAGACUAAUCCAUACACAGUUAACCUAAUGCCAAAUAAAUACUGGUUAAAUAAAUGUAUGGCACAGAAUAUAAUUUGACUAUCAAGACUUUUAGCAUAAUGAAAAACUCUAUAUAUAUGUGUAUAUGAAUUAUGUGGGCAUUCUUGAUACUUCAAGUUCUAGUUUGAAAAAAAUACAUAACUAAUUUAAUUUUACACAAAAAUAUUUAUGCAGAUUUUCAGAAUUUCAUAUCAGGAGAUGACCUUUUUAUGUCUGUUAAAUAUCAGAACAAUUUGCUACAGUGUUAAUCUGCAUGGUCUUUAAGCCUGCUGUAGUUGAGUUGCAGACAGUGCAUGAAAAAGUAUUCCGCUGGGAAUUGAGCUAUGCCACCAAAGCCAAGAGGAGCGCAUGGAAACCCGGUAGUCUAGAACUAAUCAGAUGACUGAUUUUAGGGCACAGCACCAAGUGAAUUGUUGUAUAUGCUUGUAAAAAUUGAUUCUGUGUGUUCCUCUGAACAAAGCGGAGAAAAUGAUGAUACCAUCAAUAUUGAAAUUAAACUUCCAACUUCUCUAAUAAAAAAUUAAAACACACAUAACACUCGUCAGAGUAUUUGCUCCCAACACACAUUCUAGCAAAUGUUUUGCCUUUUUCAUAUGCAUGAUAUCAUCGUUAUUAUCAAAGGGGGCUUUUUACCCUCAACAUGUUUUUCACCCAAAUGAUGCAAAACGUGCAGAUUCUAGUUGACUUCAGAUGUAAUAGACUUGUUUUUCUCCUGUUUAUGAUUUGAAGUGGAUUCUGUAAAAUAUCUCUUGUUCUUAGUUUCCUUAUCUGUAAAACAGUGGAGUUAGACUACAGAUCUUUUGGCACUAACAUCUCAUGAAAAAUUAUGGUUAAUAAAAUAUCACCACAUUUGGAUUGCCAGUUUUCAAA
Molecule: messenger RNA, 6156 nt
Organism: Symphalangus syndactylus (siamang)
Lineage: Eukaryota; Metazoa; Chordata; Mammalia; Primates; Hylobatidae
Gene: PLCB4
Product: phospholipase C beta 4
Biological process (GO): lipid catabolic process; release of sequestered calcium ion into cytosol; phosphatidylinositol-mediated signaling
Molecular function (GO): phosphatidylinositol-4,5-bisphosphate phospholipase C activity; calcium ion binding
Source: RefSeq, a predicted model, not a curated record